Symphalangus syndactylus (siamang) is the source of this 12633-nucleotide messenger RNA. It is a transcript of the gene CBX5, whose product is annotated as chromobox 5. The record is from RefSeq and is a predicted model, not a curated record. Gene Ontology annotation, cellular component: nucleus. Lineage: Eukaryota; Metazoa; Chordata; Mammalia; Primates; Hylobatidae.
AACGUCAUUCCUUCAGUCGUUCUACGCCGUCUCCACCCUUUGGAGUCCAUUGGUUCCCGAGUAAUGUUAUUGUUAACCAGCUUGAUUGGCCAACCGACCAAUCAUUCAUAUUUGAAUCUACCUUGGGUGUUUAACGCCUUUUUAAUCUUCCACGCGCAAAUAUUACAGUCAAGUCGCUUGGCAAAGCAUGAUUAACGCUAUGUAUUCGACAAGCAGCCAGGUCACAAUUUUUUUGCAAUGAACGCUUGUUGACCGCACGUGUAGGAAAAUGGCGAGUUUUGCGCAGGCGCAUUAAGAAGUUCCACCUGCCACUGAGAACACGUGAAAUGGCGGGCAGGACUAGGCAGUGAAUCUACGGCGCCUGCGUGUUGGCGGGAGUUGGUCCUAGCUUUGCGCAUGCGUAGUGGGCGGAGAAAAAAGGUCCGGUCCCAGGAUUGGUUGCGCAGGCGCAGGGAAGGAUCCGUUUUGGCGGGCGGUUGGCGUUGCGCAGAAGGCGGCGGCGGUGGUGGCUUGUGGUGCGGCCUCACCAUACAGGAACAGGGCAGACGUUAGCGUGAGUGAUCACUCUCAAUCCCGGGGACCCGGUGGCCUUAGUCUUUCAGGUGGAACGGUGUGCGACAUGGGAAAGAAAACCAAGCGGACAGCUGACAGUUCUUCUUCAGAGGAUGAGGAGGAGUACGUUGUGGAGAAGGUGCUAGACAGGCGCGUGGUUAAGGGACAAGUGGAAUAUCUACUGAAGUGGAAAGGCUUUUCUGAGGAGCACAAUACUUGGGAACCUGAGAAAAACUUGGAUUGCCCUGAGCUAAUUUCUGAAUUUAUGAAAAAGUAUAAGAAGAUGAAGGAGGGUGAAAAUAAUAAACCCAGGGAGAAGUCAGAAAGUAACAAGAGGAAAUCCAAUUUCUCAAACAGUGCUGAUGAUAUCAAAUCUAAAAAAAAGAGAGAGCAGAGCAAUGAUAUCGCUCGGGGCUUUGAGAGAGGACUGGAACCAGAAAAGAUCAUUGGGGCAACAGAUUCCUGUGGUGAUUUAAUGUUCCUAAUGAAAUGGAAAGAUACAGAUGAAGCUGACCUGGUUCUUGCAAAAGAAGCUAAUGUGAAAUGUCCACAAAUUGUGAUAGCAUUUUAUGAAGAGAGACUGACAUGGCAUGCAUAUCCUGAGGAUGCGGAAAACAAAGAGAAAGAAACAGCAAAGAGCUAAAGGAGGCGAUGGUCUCUGUCAUUUCUCUUUGUACAUAAUACAUUCACCUCCCUGCCUCCUCUCCUUUCUACCCACCCCUUUCUAUCCUAAACACAUCCAUAAAAAAUGUGCUUAUCACUGUGCUCCACAGGAGAAAUGUUGGUAUUGGUUCUCUUGUAACAUAACUGAUGGUCUGAUUAAUGAUAAGUGUCUCUCUGUGAAGACCAGGCAUUUACAUAGAGUGUAAUACCCACAAUUUUUUUUUCCUUUGCCCUGAUCUCUUCCUUCUGCUCCCCUGUGACCUCAAGAUGAGUUUUAACUUUUUAAUCACCUUAGAGUCUUGAUCUUUUCAGGGUUGGUCGCUUUUUAGAUUGGGGGAUUUUGUUACAAUGAUGUUGAAUUUUGGUUUCUUGCUUUGGUUCUUAGAACAUGCUGCUGACUAGCUGGCCUUUGUUCUGACAUGUUGAGAUGGAAAGGAUGUUUUGCCCAUCUGUUAAAAAGCUAAUAGCAACUGCCUACCUGUUGGGGCUUUCCCAACCUUGUUCAGCUCUACCCAGGAGAAUACAGGGUUUCUGGUGUGGUCUUCCGGGCCACCUUUUGUUGUUCAUCCUCACUCAUCCUCCCAGAAUUACUCCAUCCUUUGGAAGAUUUGAAAUUUUACACUGAAAUUUGUCAAGACACUCUUUUUGCCCCAGGACUUUUGGUAUCGCUUUUAGCACUCCCUACUUCUGCUUCUGUAAAGUGAUAUCAAUUUGUGAUAAAAUGACAAGAUUAUUAACUGUGGAGAUUUUUAGCUAUAGUACAUGAGGAUGAUGGGGUAGGGUACAAUUGUCUUUAUUAUCACAUAUGGUAUGUAUGUAUGAUUUCUUUCCAUUCCUCAUAUUUAGACUGUAUAUUUAUGUAGGUGUGAGUGAUUGCCUGGUGCUUGCUUGUGCCAAGGUGCUAGGCACCCUCCAACCCUGCCAACUUUUGUGGCCUCCCAAAGCAUUCCUGUUACCAAAGAGGCUUCAAACCUGACCCUCACUUCUCAGUGGACCCGAGUUUCCUUUCCAUGCCAUUAUUUUCGAUGGGGAAGUUUUAGAGGUGAGCUGUUGGCCACAAUACCAAUUUUAAGUGUUCAUAGCAGUUAUGUCUCCUGCAUUCUUGGCUCCUGGAUUUACCAUCAAGAGUCCCCAAAAUAUUAAUGCUCUUCCCUUUUUCUACCCUCAAACUUAUAGUUGUAUCUUAUUUUUUAAAAUGAAUUUUCAUGGCCAGGCACAGUGGCUACCGCCUGUAAUCUCAGCACUUUGGGAGGCUGAGGCAGGAGAAUUGCUUGAAGCCAGAAGUUUGAGACCAGCCUGGACAAUGUAGUGAGACCCCCUGUUUCUAAAAAAUAUAAAUAAAAAUAAAGGCAUGUUCCUGAAAGACUGUCACCUUGGAAAGUGACAGGCCCUAGCAUUAGCAUGUUGACACAACCUUUUCUCCUUACUCAGCAAAAUACUUCGUUUUGGCUUCUUCUUGCGUUGCUAUUAUAUUGAGAAAUUUGUCUGAUCAUAUCCUUCUGCCUUUGUCGCCCAAGAAAUGCCCUACUUUAUCCUUUUCUUUUUGUAGUUGAGGAGGGCUAGAGAAUCACCAUUAAAAGUAAGGAAAUAGCAGGGUUUUGAGGAUCCUUGUCCCAGCCCCAAAGCUGAGGAAAUAAGAAUAAAUGCUUAAUAUAGCCUUAAUUCUAGAGCGCACUAGCCAUGAGGCUGCUUUUCUUGUUGCUUUUGAUUUUUAAAACAUACAGCUGUCUGGCCAGGAGCAUCUACCAUUUCUAGAUUAUUCACAGUAAUGAGGGGAAUGGAUGGAUUGCUCCAGUCCACAGAUGAGCCACAUAAUAUGCAAAUCAUAUACCCAUUCAUAGCAUUUGUUAACAUUGCUUCCCUGCUCAGCUGCUGAUUGAAUUCUGUGUGCUUAUAUAAAUUAUGUCAAAAAUUAUACUGCAUAAUUGAGGUGACAGCUGUUGCUGCAGUGACAUGACAGACUGGAACAAUGAAGCUUUUGGUUUAAGUCAGCCAGGAAAAUCCUUCUGAAUGGUAAUGUGAUUGGGCAAGAGCUCAUAAACCAUACCUCAAGUGGGUGGGAGUUUUAUCUCUAUAUUCUUUCUCUCUCUGAAGGAAUUAAAGGCCUAGAUCAAGUGCUGGAUAAUUGACAAUUGCUUGUACUUAAUCUGAUCGGUAUCUAAAAGAAGGAAAGAAUGGUCAGGAAACAGAUUUAUCAUAAAUGUAGCCAAGGAUAUCAGUUAGGACAAGAAUAGGACAAAAAUAGGCCAGAGCUCCUGAGGAGGUGAUUUGGGUCACUUGAUUUGCAGAAAAUGACAGCCUAUCCAAGUGGCCCAGUGUAUGCCUCCCAGUAGCAGUGGGCAUGUAAACUGCAGCGACCAUAUUUUUAAAACCAAAAACCUAGUAUGUGGACAAAGAACAUGACAAUAUUUGGUACUGAGAUUGGUUCUGAGAAACCUGGGGCACGUGGCUGCUGUGGUUAUAGGUAAUAUUUAAGACAUUCAUAAAAAUCUGAUUUUUUUUUUUUUUUUUUUUUUUUUUGAGAUGGAGUCUUGCUCUGUAGCCCAAGCUGGAGUACAGUGGUGCAAUCUCAGCUCACUGCAAGCUCUGCCUCCCAGGUUCAGGCCAUUCUCCUGCCUUAGCCUCCCGAGUAGCUGGGACUACAGGCGCCCGCCACCAUGCCCGGCUCGUUUUUUGUACUUUUAGUAGAAACGGGGUUUCACCGUGUUAGCCAGGAUGGUCUCCAUCUCCUGACCUCAUGAUCCGCCCGCCUCGGCCUCCCAAAGUGCUAGGAUUACAGGCGUGAGCCACCGCGCCCGGCCAAAUCUGAUAUUCUUUUACUGAAAUAACCCCUGUAUCAUCUACUACUUAUCAUCUCUUUAAUAGACUUUACUCUGUCUUUUUUUGUCUUCGGUUUAUUGUACUGAGUGCCACCAAAACAACUUUUGUUCUCUUCCUGCCUACCUGCAGCUGGUUCUAUAGGAAUGUAGGGAGCCAGAGGCCAGUAUUGAUUUCAGCCCUUAGCACAAAGGAAAUCAGAUGCCUGCUUCCAGCAUUUGUUAGUGUUGAGUAGAUGUUCUUGCCCUAGAAGAAUUACAGCCUCAAACAGAAACCUGUUUCAUGGAGCUUUCUCCCCUCAGAAGAGUUAAUAGUUAAGAGCUAAGCACCCUUAAACACCUAGGUCUCAAAUGCUAAAAAUUUAUUUUUCUUGUGUUUAGUCCUCUUUCACAACAUCUUUCUAAUCCUUUCAGUAAUCAACGUUAAGAGAUCUCCCUUUCUUCAGAGUUAGUUAUAGCACAGCUUUGCCCAGUAGAGUCUACCAAGGACAGCUUAGCAGCUCUUUGAUCACUGGGCUGGGCAGAUGGCCUUCAAGUUAAGAUCAAAUGCCAGGAAAAUCAGCCUGCAUGGGAACACCCAUUUUAAACCUGGAGAGAACCAUGAUGUUUUCUUCUUUAUAUAACAAUCUAGUUUUUUUUCCCCCAGUACUAAAAUUGUAUUGUCUUUCAGACAAUAUAAUUUUUAUUUAAAAUUGGAACAUACUAUCUUCAUGCUUUCUAAGCUAAAUCUUAAUUUAGAUUUCACUCCUCAGUAGAUCCCAGAGGAGAAGCUAUGUAGGAUCCAGAUUCAAAUUUAACAGUGUCUUCUACUGUUUUAGUUAUGUUUUCUAUCAACUCCUGCUGCCUCUUCAAAUAAGGAUAUUUCUCAGGAGACUCUUCUACUUGUCCACUGACUGUAUUUUUUCCUUUUUGAUCUGUAGCCCUCGUUAAAUGGCUGACUGACAUCCUUCCGUGGAUGAUUCUUGGAGGUAGUCUCAGAAUUCCAAGGUGAUUGUCUGUCUUCCUCUUGUCUUGAUCCUAAUGCAGACAUUCACCUCUAUUAUUUAUUUAUUUUUUUUAGAUGGAGUCUCGCUCUGUCACCAGGCUGGAGUGCAGUGGCACAAUCUUGGCUUACUGCACCCUCCACCUCCUGGGUUCAAGCGAUCCUCCUGCCUCAGCCUCUCGAGUAGCUGGGAUUACAGGUGUGCGUCACCAUGCCCAGCUAAUUUUUGUAUUUUUGGUAGAGAUGGGGUUUUGCCAUGUUUGCCAGGAUGGUCUCAAUUUCUUGACCUCGUGAUCUGCCCACCUUGGCCUCCCAAAGUGCUGGUAUUAUAGGUGUGAGCCACCGUGCCUGGCCACCUCUAUUAAUUUUUGUGCACAAAAAUAAAAUUAUCAUUAUUUGUUUGCUCUCCUGGAGCACUUUCAGUAAUACAAUUUUUUAAAAUUCCAGUUGCCCUCUUUAUUGCUCUGUCCUCUGUAAUACCUGACUUUGCUAAAGACUUGAGGGGUGGUUUCAGAAGAGGGUCAGGUGAUGGGAAGGCAAGAUGAGAAAAGCCCUGGACUUGCAUGUUUGAGAAGGCUUCCAACCACAUCUUCACUCAGACUCUCGGAAUUCCUGUCCCCAAAACAAGCUUCUGUUUUUUGCUUACAAUGCUAUAUUUGUUUCCAAAUUUUUCCUGAAUUGCUGAGAAGCAUUCAUUAGCUUUGUUAAGUUUGGUUUGGGGACAUUGUUGGUAUCAAAAUCGAAGUCUUCUUCAUUUGAUGUAGGCCAUGGUUGCUGGAAAGCUGGACUACCAUCCACUGGGGUGCUAUUUUGAGAAGGAUUUUUGGGUAUCUUUUCUUUAUACUCUGCAAUUAGUUGAUGAUUGCUUUCUAGUUUAUCAACUGCAUUUAUAUUUGCUUUUCUGUUCAUGAAAAAUCCAUUAUUUGCUGGGGUUUUUUGUUUGUUUCUUUCUCCCACUUACAGCAAGUAAAAGUGGUCUGAGGUUAUCCUUGUUUUUCUUCGCAGUUUGCCAUGUGUGAAAGCAGUUUUCCUGCUAUUGAUAUAUUCUCAUUAUAGACAGAAUAGUGGAGAACAGUGUUGCCAUGGACAAAAUCCAGUUUUGGUCCACUCUGCGGAGCAUUUGGACCUGUGGUGCUUCUAACACUUAAAAGUCUAGAUGGUCCUUGACUGUCCCCCAGCCAUACCACAUCCUACUUUGUGCAUUCUACUUUGUGUCAUUAAUGAAGGAUUGGUCCUGUCCCCGUAACUUAGGUAUUUAUUAUUCUUAACUCUUCGUUCCUGUUCUGUAGCCACCCUGCAGUCCAUUUUCCCUAUGUUCAGGCCAAACCACAGGGCAUUGGGGAAGGUUUUUGGGAUUUUCAUAUUGAGAUUUUAUUGAAUCUGUAGUUUACCCCAGCUUUCCUAAGGUACAGUGAGGGGUUGGAGGGAUCCGUGUUUGGCCUGGGGAGCAAUUGUCCCUACCUUAAGAUUCAAUUUUGAGGGCAUAAAAUACUACUUUGCAAUGUCAUGAGAACCCCAUUAGAUCUGAAAUGUGGAAAUGGUUUCUCACAAUUUAAAGGAAAAACCCACUUUGCACCCAUGAUCCCAUCCUUUUGGUUGAGAUUUUAGAAUAAAAAUUAUAGUGUUAAGAUCCAUAUUUUUAUAAUCAGACCACCAAGCAUGCCUGUGGCAAGGCAGAGAGGAAAGGUCCGGAGCCAGAGUAUUGCAGUUUCAUGCCUCCUUUACCUACUAAUCAUAAAAAUUAUGUUUUCAAAAGUAGAUGAUACUAGCCUUACACCCAAAAACAUGUUCUGAAUUAGAUGCCCCUCUCACCCAAUUUUUAUUAAGCUUUCUAAAUUCCAGCCACAUUGCUGUACAUCAACAUUGAUUUCAUUCAACAGACAUUUUUUUGGCCUGAAGAUACAAAGUUCAGAAAGAGGCCAUCCCUGCCCUCAAAUAACUUUCAUACUGUUGUGUGAUGAACUGACCAUUAAUAGUUUCAGUGCUUACAAACUGUUUCUGUUAAAAAAAAAAAUAGUUUGGUAUAAUAAAUGCUAUAAACCAAUACACAUUUCUGACUUGGGGGCAGAGACAGACUGGCUGAUGUUGUAUAGUUUGUAGCCCUGGAGUAAGAAGUUGACAUUAAUUUUGGCUUAUAUGUGGAAAAGACCUAUAACAUUGGGUGAACUGAGCCAGCUGGCCAUAGAACACAAGAACAUAUUCCAGGAAAUAAAUAUAGCUGGAGGGUUGGAAAUGCCGUUAUUACUGAAAGAGAAAACAGGUGAGUUGGGAUUGAGAACUCCUCAUUUUUUUGUUUGAGACGGAGUCUCGCUUUUUCACCCAGGCUGGAGUGCAGUGGCUCAAUCUCGGCUCACUGCAAGCUCCGCCUUCUGGGUUCACGCCAUUCUCCUGCCUCAGCCUCUCCGAGUAGCUGGAACUACAGGCGCCCGCCACCAUGCCCGGCUAAUUUUUUGUAUUUUUAGUAGAGACGGGGUUUCACCAUGGUCUCGAUAUCCUGACCUCGUGAUCCACCCGCCUCGGCCUCCCAAAGUGCUGGGAUUACAAGCGUGAGCCACGGCGCCCAGCCGAGAACUCCUCAUUUUCAUCCCUGGUUUAGAUUCUUGGCCAAAGUAGUGGUAGAGUUAAUCUUUGCUUGUGGAAAGCAUUAACUAUGUUGCAGAUUGAGUUGUGUUACAUUAUUGUGGGUUCUAUAACAACAUAUUCCUUAUGGACACUUGACCAGAGUUGCUCACACCUUUUUCAAUUUCUCAUCCCUUUUGGAGAAGUGAACAUGAGACUUACUGCCUUUAAGCCUAAAACAGGGACAUGCUUUCCAAUGACAAGAGAUUUUCUAAAGAGAAGGCUUGGAGCACAUCUGUUAAUACCUGAGCAUCUACUCUGAGCAGUGCAGUUUUAUUCAAUAGUGAGGAGAGGGUGAUUUUUUUUUUUUUUUUUUUGAGACGGAGUUUAGCUCUGUCGCCCAGGCUGGAGUGCAGUGGCGCAAUCUCGGCUCACUGCAAGCUCCGCCUCCUGGGUUCACGCCAUUCUCCUGCCUCAGCCUCCUGAGGAGCUGGGACUACAGGCGCCUGCCACCACGCCCGGCUAAUUUUUUUAUUUUUAGUAGAGACGGGGUUUCACCAUGUUAGCCAGGAUGGUCUCGAUCUCCUGACCUCAUGAUCCACCCGCCUCGGCCUCCCAGAGUGCUGGGAUUACAGGCGUGAGCCACCGUGCCGGGCCGAGAGGGUGAUUUCUAAGCAGAGAAUUGUAUCAUUUAUGUGGAAACCUUUGCCAGAAAUACAUAUACCUUGUAUAUUAAAUCUGAGUCUCAGAUUUAAUCAUCGAAGCCUAGCUGGAUUAAGAAACAGCCUGAGCGUAAGGAUGUUGUCGAUUCUGACCCAUGGGUGACCACAAGAAAAAGAUAUUUAUUUCUGCCUGGAUAAUUGAGAGUUGACUAACUUUGGAAGUCAAAAUUCCCAGGAAUUAAGAGUAACUGUUCUGGAAAGUUAAAGUGUGAAGUUUUUUAGGUAGUUUCAUAAAAACAAUUCUGGUUUCUUUUUGCUUGUGCGGACUUUCUUGGAUUUUAAUCUACCUCAUCUUGUCUUUUUAGAGUUACUUCAACAUGUUGUCACUUUAACAUUGUGCUUGACUUUGGUUGUUUUCUAAGAUGGAAUUUUUCCUAUUCACUGACAGCUUGUUCUCUUGCCUUUUCAUUCUGAUCUUCAUUUCAUCUAACAUCAUCUCAUAUUGCUUCUCUGUCAAGAGAAAUGUUUUAAAAUAGUUUAAAGUCUUGUUUUAUGGGAAGAAAGUGAUCCUCCAAUGCUACUUGUUUCUGAGGUCAGUAAGAGAAGGAGUUAAAACAAGGCAGUGGGGAAGGGAAUGAAUCCUGCACUGGAGGCAAAAGCUGACAAGGAAAGAGCCAUUAAUUAAGACAAUUUCAAAGUCAACUGAUUGUGAUCAUUAAUGUCACAAUAGAUCAAAACCUAAUUAUCACAGCCUAGGUAAGAGCCAGCAGUAUUAAUCGGAAAAUCUAAUAGGAAACUAUUAUCAAGAAAUUGGGCCAAAUUGAAUGCAGUGAACUUUUUAUCUUGCCAUUCUCUAUUUUUUUGUGAUGUUCCCUGGCAUUGGCAGGUGUGACCCUAACAGUCGAUUCAAGGCCAAGUGGCCAGUUUGUCAACCUUUUUUAAGGGAUUUCUUUUUAGUUUUAGGAAUUCCAGAGUUAACCUAAACUGUCAUUGCCAAAAGAUCAGUCUUAAAGUUUCUUAGCACCUGUACCUGUUUAAUGUGAUCAGCUAUCAGUGACCAAAAAAAAAAAAAUCUGUUUAAGUCUUGGAAUGGUUCCUGUACCUAGAGUAUCCAUAUUGAACCUUUUUUUUUUUUUUUUUUUUUUUUUUUUUUUUUUUUUGAGAUAGAGUCUUGCUCUUUUGCCCAGGCGGGAGUGCAGUGGCGUGAUCUUGGCUCAUUGCAACCUCUGCCUCCCGGGUUCAAGCAGUUCUCUGCCUCAGCCUCCCGAGCAGCUGGGAUUAUAGGCGCCUGCCGCCACGCCCGGCUUAUUUUUGUAUUUUUAGUAGAGACGGGGUUCACCAUCUUGGCCAUGCUGGUCUUGAACUCCUGACCUUGUGAUCCACCCGCCUUGGCCACUCAAAGUGCUGGGAUUGCAGGCGUGAGCCAGCGCCCGGCCGCAGUAUCUUUAUUACAGCUCACUGCAGCCUCAAUUUCCUGGGCUCAAAUGAUCCUCCUGCCUCAGCCUCCCAAGUAGCUGGGACUACAGGGGCACACCACGGUGCCUGGCUAAUUUUAUUAUUUAAAAAUUUUUUUGUAGAGACAGAGUCUCCCUGUGUUGCCCAGGCUGGUCUCCAACUCCUAGGCUCAAAUGAUCCACCUGCCUCAGCCUCCCAAAGUGCUGGGGUUACAAGCAUGAGCCACCACACCCCGGCCCCUAGUGAACAUUUUACUGUAUGUGUUGAUAAAUCAUCUUUUGAGUUUCUGUUAUAUGUGGGGACUUGCUACACUGGCUGCUGUGAAGAGGUAUGGAAGAAAGGAGAGGCUUUCUGCCUAGAAAUUCUUUGAGAACACCUGAAAAGACAGUUUAAUGUCACAGCACUCUCAAGGCUCAAGUCAGUGUUUUCUGGUUUCCGGUAGCUUUAGGAUUGGAUUCUAAACCAGGGCUGGUGGUGGGUUUAGUGUCUGUCUCGUAUCACCCUCACCCCUCACCUCCUCAGUUUAGGAUAAGAGACAUAAUGAUUUCUACCAGAAUCCAAAGUAAAUCCAAAGGGGGAGAAAAUACAUAACUUUUUUCUUCUACCUUUUUUUUUUGUUAAAGAGUUACGUCUCUGGCAGGAGGAAAGAAUUCAAGAGUCUAUAUGAUUAGUUACAGAGAAUAUUUUCAUCCCCUCUCCCUGAAUAGAAAAGCAGGGGUCACCAUUUGUAUCUUUACCCUUGAGGUGUUUUUGAAGAUGCUGAAACUCUUGAAGUUGAGCUGAGGCAGAAAGGUUGGAAAAAUGCAGCCCUCUGGGUAUUGUGGGGAGGGAUGUGAUGUAGUAAGUGGGUGUUUUGUGGUGCUAGGAUUCCCACGCCACCAACCUUGCAGCUUUAUAAGAGCGCUACCAAGAACCACCACUGGGGAAAAGGUUCUUAUUCAUUGUUUCUGUUGGAAUGUGAUCUUGCUUUCUGGAUUUUAGGAAUUCAGGUUACUCAAUAUAAAACUUUGAGAAAUCAGUGUGACUUAGUCCUUCACCUCUUAAGAUAAAGUGAAUAUUUCUUUACAAAAGAAUUCAUGUCCUUAAUGUUAAAGAUGUAAUUUUAUUUUCAAAACAUCUAUAACAUGACUUUCAGAAGCAGUUCAUUUUUCCAAGAUUCCUUACAUUAUACUAGAUAAAUAAUAGGCCCUCAGUUAAUACCCUUCAGUUAUUGAAUUAAUCUAGUUUGCGGAAUGAGGUGUAUCCUGCCAAUUUCCCUCUGCUCCCAAGUAUACUCUGAGAAGUAAAAUGCUCUGGGAAAUGGAACAAAAAUUGAGUGGAUGCUGACUCUGUGUGCCCACCUCCUCAACUGAUUGAUAAUGGUUGACCUUGGGCAAGUCACUUCUUUCAAUGCCUCAGUUCCCCAUCUGUCAAAUGGGGUUAAUAAUACUGACCUACCUCACAGGGGUGUUGUUGUGAGGCAUUGUAAAUCCAAGUUAAUAGAAUACUUCAGGGUCCUCUGUGGAGGAUGUCUUGAGCUGGAGUUUAAGCCUGACACACAGGCUUUGGUCCUCACUGAGCUGUCUCCAAGACUGGAACUACUUAGUGACUCGGCAAAUUUUCUGCCCCCCACCCCUCAUCAAAGCUGCUAGUUCAGAUGUUGACAGUGUUUUCAUGAAUGUUGGAAUCUUACUAGUCCAGACUUACUUAGGAUGUUGUUGGGGAAGGCACUUGGGAUUUUCUGUGUCUUGCAUCCACAGAGGGAGGCCAUUUCAGAUUCAAGAGCAUUGGAUUAGAGAAUCGUGAGGCAGGGAUGCUACUGCUUAUUUCUCUCUGCAGGUUGGGGAUUAAAGUUCCAUUCCCCAUGGGUUUGAAGCAGACUCAGACUGUCUCAGGAUCAAAGCAACCCUCAAUGGUUUUGAUUUAUGUCAUUGCUUACCACUCCCCAACCAGUCCCAGGACAGCUGGGUCACUGUACCCCUUUGUGGUAUCUGUACCCGGGCCUCUCCUUCCUCAUAGGGACCAGCUGAUUGAAUAAAUGUGACCACCUUAUUUCUACCCGCCCCCCCCAAAAAAAAGCUACAUUGGAAUUAUUUUUCCUAGAAAUGUGUAUAACAUUCAGAAUUGGGCAUUGAUCCUUAAGGCUUCAUCCGAUUCACUGUAUUCAACAUCUGUCAUCUCUUAGUGUCUGCAGUCUGAACCUAACCUUGACCUUUUCUCCCUCUGGUUUGAGAAAACUUUGGACACUAUUUCUACUUGCCCAGGUGUGGGCUCAAGAGCCUUACUCUUUCCAUCUCAGUUUAGGGGCACAGCCAGCUCCUCUUCCCAAUAGGGCUCUUUCUGCUUUCCCUCUCCUUGGCCCUAGAUUUGUAAUCCAUGAAAAAGCACAAGGUCCUGGCUCCUUGCGGUCACAUUCUGGUUCUCUGUGUUUGUGGACUCUGCUCUCACUGUUCACCCAGCACUAGCAGUACCAGAUGGUUCUGUGGAGUCCUGGGGAAUGGAGAGAGCACAGUCUGACUCCCUGUCAAGUAGCCAGGAGUUGACUUGCCCAUGGUCCGCUGGCUUUCCCACCACUUCCUACAGGAUGGGAUCUAAGAGACUCAAGAGCUGGGUUUCUUUCAGCACUCUGUACUGUCCCAAGUAGCAAACAAAUCACUUUGUAGCCAGAUUUCUGAAUGGAAACGAGAAAUUGAAUUCUCCAUGGACUUUUAGGUUUAUGGGGAGUUUUGGUUGUGUUUCUUGGUUUUAUUUCAGCCAAACAUGUCUGCUUUAGAUUUUUUUUUUUAAUGUAUAAGUGGUCUAUAUAUAUGUUCACCUUUUAAAUGUAAAUGUUUAAAAAGUAAGCAUUUAUGUGUUUCCAUAACUGACAUCUGAUGCAGACCUCAUUCUCUCCCCCUCUUCUACCCUCCUCUUUUCCCCCUUUUCAUACUCUUGUAUUGGUUCUAAUAAAUGGUUGCUUUUCAAA